Acomys russatus (golden spiny mouse) is the source of this 1954-nucleotide messenger RNA. RefSeq names its product diacylglycerol kinase epsilon (gene Dgke). The transcript has 11 exons. Bases 111 to 1808 code for a protein of 565 amino acids. The record is from RefSeq and is a predicted model, not a curated record. Lineage: Eukaryota; Metazoa; Chordata; Mammalia; Rodentia; Muridae. Gene Ontology annotation, molecular function: ATP-dependent diacylglycerol kinase activity.
GCCGAGGCCGCGCGCGCGCGCUGCGAAGACGAGCCGCAGCCCCACGCAGUGAGUCCUAAGGCGAGCCCGCUGGACCCUGUAGCUCCCUAGGCCACGCCCGGCCUGGGAAGAUGGAGGGGGACCGGCGGUCCGGCCCACCCGCCCAGAGCCUGCUCCCCGAUGGCCACUUGGUCCUGUGGACGCUGUGCUCCGUGCUGCUGCCGGUAUUCAUCACCUUCUGGUGUAGCCUACAGCGGUCGCGCCGGCAGCUGCACCGCAGGGACAUCUUCCGUAAGAGCAAGCACGGCUGGCGUGACACCGACCUGUUCAGCCACCCCACCUACUGCUGCGUGUGCGCGCAGCACAUCCUGCAGGGAGCCUUCUGCGAUUGCUGCGGGCUCCGCGUGGACGAGGGCUGCCUCAAGAAGGCGGACAAGCGCUUCCCGUGCAAGGAGAUUAUGCUCAAGAACGACCACAGGGCCACGGAUGCCAUGCCCCACCACUGGAUCCGCGGCAACGUGCCCCUGUGCACUUACUGUGUAGUCUGCAGGCAGCAGUGUGGCAGCCAACCUAAACUCUGCGAUUACAGGUGCGUUUGGUGCCAGAAAACAGUCCAUGAUGAAUGCAUGAAAAGUAGCUUAAAGAAUGAGAAGUGUGAUUUCGGAGAAUUCAGAAAUCUCAUCAUCCCACCGGGUUAUUUAACUUCCAUUAACCAGAUGCGUAAAGACAAAAAAACAGAUUAUGAAGCGCUAGCUUCUAAGUUUGGAAAGCAGUGGACUCCGUUAAUAAUCCUGGCCAACUCUCGGAGUGGGACCAACAUGGGAGAAGGACUGUUGGGAGAGUUUAGGAUCCUAUUGAAUCCAGUCCAGGUGUUUGAUGUAACUAAAACGCCUCCGAUCAAAGCCCUGCAGCUCUGCACGCUUCUUCCUUACUACUCAGUUCGAGUCCUUGUUUGUGGAGGGGACGGGACUGUGGGCUGGGUCCUCGAUGCAGUUGAUGAGAUGAAGAUUAAGGGACAAGAAAAAUACAUUCCACAGGUGGCAGUCUUACCUCUGGGAACAGGCAAUGAUCUGUCCAAUACCCUGGGUUGGGGUACAGGCUAUGCUGGAGAAAUCCCGGUUGCACAGGUCUUGAGAAAUGUAAUGGAAGCAGAUGGAAUCAAACUGGACAGAUGGAAAGUACAGGUAACAAAUAAAGGAUACUACAAUUUAAGAAAACCCAAGGAGUUCACAAUGAAUAACUACUUCUCUAUUGGACCCGAUGCCCUCAUGGCUCUCAAUUUUCACGCUCACCGUGAGAAGGCGCCAUCUCUGUUCUCCAGCAGAAUCCUUAACAAGGCUGUUUAUUUAUUCUAUGGAACUAAAGAUUGUUUAGUGCAAGAGUGUAAAGAUUUGAAUAAAAAAAUUGAGCUAGAACUGGAUGGUGAACGAGUUGAACUGCCUAGCUUGGAAGGCAUCAUCGUUCUGAACAUUGGAUACUGGGGCGGUGGCUGCAGACUGUGGGAAGGCAUGGGGGAUGAGACUUACCCUCUAGCCAGACAUGAUGAUGGCUUACUGGAAGUCGUUGGAGUGUAUGGGUCUUUCCACUGUGCUCAAAUCCAGGUGAAACUGGCAAACCCUUUUCGAAUAGGACAAGCACAUACAGUGCGGCUGAUUCUGAAGUGCUCCAUGAUGCCAAUGCAGGUGGAUGGGGAGCCAUGGGCCCAAGGACCCUGCACCGUCACCAUAACACACAAGACACACGCGCUGAUGCUGUACUUCUCUGGAGAGCAGACGGACGAUGAUGUUUCAAGUGCUUCUGAUCAAGAGGACUUAAAGGAAGCUGAGUAGAAGGAUGGAAUGAAGCAGCAUCUGCCAAACCAGGAGACACAUGGCCGUCCACAGGAAGUACUGUUGGCACUCUGCUCUUCAUUUCAUUCCUAGUAUAAUGUGUGUGAGCUCUGUAAGCAGCAUUUCCACAGCUAGGCUUCGGCACC